Ostrinia furnacalis (Asian corn borer) is the source of this 3737-nucleotide messenger RNA. RefSeq names its product calpain-7. Gene Ontology annotation, biological process: proteolysis. The transcript is spliced from 14 exons. Gene Ontology annotation, molecular function: calcium-dependent cysteine-type endopeptidase activity. NCBI's taxonomy places the organism in Eukaryota, Metazoa, Arthropoda, Insecta, Lepidoptera, Crambidae. The record is from RefSeq and is a predicted model, not a curated record. Bases 121 to 2511 code for a protein of 796 amino acids.
UGACCAAAUGAAAUGAAAUGUCAUUUCUCCGAUUUGCGAAUCGCGAUUUCGCGAUACUUUUUAUUGAAAAUUAUUGUAAAUGAAUUUUUUGUGUGUACUCUGAGGCGAUAAUCAAAUAAAAUGAGUGAUUUAAUAAACGCCAGGGAGGCGGCGUCCCUGGCUAUUCAGUUCGAUCAGAUGGGAGAAACGGACAAAGCUGUGGAAUGUUAUAGGACUGCUGCUCGUAUUUUGGAUAGAGCUAGGGACUCUGUGUCUCUAGAACGAAGAUCUGAGAUCCGGGAGAAAGUACAGGAGUACCUUAAAAGAGCCAAUGCGCUACAGGAGCAGAAGGAUGUUGCACAGCAGGCGGAAGUGGAACGAAGUUUGCAGCAAUGCUACUUCUUGAUGCAGCAGGCUUUGGAUGCUGAUGAAGCUGAUUUGAAGGACAUAGCCCUGCAGCUCUACACUCAAGCUGUGGAGUUGGCUGUCACCAUUAAAUCAAGUGAUCCCGAGAUAAAAGAAAAAGUAAAAGGAUUGGCCUCCCAAGCGUUAGAUAGAGCAGAGGACUUAAAAGGGAUCAACAAGUUUUCUACAUUGUCUAUUGGUGGCCAGCCAAGACCCGUGGUUUCACCGAACAGACCUCCUCUACAAAGAGAGCAAAGUGUCCAUUUACAAGUAAGCGGCGGAAAACACACAUACACAGAAGAAGAAAAGGAUGUACUCAGAACAACUUCAAAUAUCAACAACAACUGGUUCCUACCAUUUAUGGACGUGGAUUUGUCGGAGAAGUUCCAAUACGCAAUACCGUUUGAAGAGAAAGCCAGCGAAUUGAAGCUGUCUUCGAAGCAACAGAAGGAAUUUGACUGUUGGAUUCGGCCUCACGAGAUUUGUAGUGAUCCAAAGUUGAUAAUCAACGAGCAUGUGGAUUGUUUCAGUAUUAAACAAACAAUAGUAUCAGAUUGUUCGUUCGUCGCCUCCCUCGCCGUGAGUGCCUUAUACGAAAGGAGGUUCAAUAAGAAAAUAAUCACAUCCAUAAUCUACCCAAAGAACAAAAACAAACAACCUGUGUACAACCCUUUUGGCAAGUACAUGGUGAAGCUACACCUUAACGGAGUAAGAAGGAAGGUAAUCAUAGACGACAGACUUCCGUACAGCAAAUAUGGCCGACUUCUAUGUUCGUAUUCGAGCAAUAAGAACGAAUUUUGGGUCUCCAUGUUGGAAAAGGCGUACAUGAAAGUCAUGGGUGGUUAUGAUUUCCCUGGCUCGAAUAGUAACAUAGAUCUCCACGCGUUAACUGGUUGGAUACCGGAGCGAUGCGCGAUUCGCAAGGACGAGCCCGAUUUCAACGCGGACGCAUUGUACGAGACCAUUAGGUCUCGGAUGGAAAGGGGCGACGUUUUGGUGACAGUCGCCACCGGUCCCCUGUCCGAUCCGGACGCAGAGAGAACCGGACUGGUUGCUACACACGCUUAUGCUGUGCUGGACGUGAAGAUUGCUAAUAGCGUGAAACUCCUCAAGCUGAAGAACCCUUGGUCCCACUUACGUUGGCGCGGGAACUACUCCGAGUUGGACACAGUGCAUUGGACGCCAAACCUUAGAGGUCUUCUCAACUACGACCCAGAAAGCGCGGCGCAGUACGACAACGGCGUAUUCUGGAUUGAUUACACGAGUAUUCUGGAGUUUUUCGAUGUAUUCUACUUGAAUUGGAACCCGGAGCUGUUUAAAUUCACCUAUUGUAUUCACCAGAAAUGGGACGCCGGUAAUGGUCCCGCCAAAGACGCGUACAUUAUUGGCGAAAACCCUCAGUUCUCGUUGCACGUGCAAGGAAAAGGCGCUGUCUGGUUACUGCUUACGAGACACAUCACGCAGAUAGACGACUUCCGUGACAAUAAGGAGUAUAUCACGCUGCUCGUCUACAAGAACAACGGGAAGAGAGUGUACUACCCUUGCGAGCCGCCUCCAUACAUCGACGGCAUCCGUAUCAACAGCCCGCACUAUCUGUGCAAGGUGAUAGUUGGAGAGGGAAGCAGUGAUCGAUACACGCUGGUGGUCUCACAGUACGAGAAAACCCGCACGAUAUUCUACACGUUGCGAGCGUACGCUACGUGUCCUUUCUCGCUUAACAAGAUGGAGCCCUAUCGCCAUUUCAAAUCUCUAAAAGGAGAUUGGACGGCUCGCACAGCAGGCGGCUGCGAAAACAACAGACAAACUUACCCCAACAACCCCAAGUUUGUGGUCACAGUGCCCGAUACCAGGGUCCCGUGUCACGUGGUCAUUGAGCUGAGGGGACCCAAGCAGUAUCAGAUGGGAAUGGACGUUAGGGUCGAAUCGCUGGAUGACCCUAACGUUACUGCGCCGUUCUUCAAGGAAACUUCUGGCCCGUAUAGAUCGGGCUUUGUAGUCCUAGAAUUGAACAAUUUGCCUGCAGGCCGGUACAUUGUCACACCAUCCACUUUCUACGCGGGUCAAGAGGGCCCCUUCUUUUUGCAAUUCCGGUCCACUUGCGAGUUACAAUGCGAGGCGCGCAACUAGCGACCUGUGGGCAGGAGGAGGGAACACGCUUGUCAUUUGAGACAAAAUAACGGGUAACGUUACUGGGUAACGGAUACCGUUGUAGUAUAACGGUAAAUGCAGGCUUAGGCAGCGCCUUAUCAAGGACACCAUGAAGAUUAUUAAUGAAGUUAUUAUUUUUGAAUUUAAUAGUUGACCAAUAUUAUUUGCUAUAAUUGAAUUUUGUUUACACUAAGUUUUUGGCUUUUGUUUAUCAUAUCUGUAUAUGGAUAAAUCAGUUAAAUUUUUAAACCAAUGUUUUUUUAAUAAUUAUGGUCUGACAUGAAAUGAGACACUAAAGAUAUGAAUAAUGAUCUCUUUCUGAUUUUACCAUAGAUCUGUAAUUUUAUUAAUUAUUGUAAUAAUCACAUGUUAUGUUAAUAACUCAAAAUUAAAUUUUUGCUAUUCUCUGUUGUUAGUUAAGGAAAUUAAUUAUGUAAAGCUUGUAAAUCAGAUUUGAGGGACCCAUUUUAUUAAUUAAAAAUUAAGUUUUUGUUUAAUUUAAAGAUAUUAUGACUCGUUAUGUAUAAUAAAUAUAAAUAUAUUGUUCUCAUGAAUUAACACGCUUCCGCAUUUGUUUCCAUUUGACUAAUUUGAAAAUGUUAGAAUUAGAUUUGUUUUUUUUUUUAUUUUCAGCAAUAAAUCUUGUAAUUUUAUGGCACUGCUUGUAUACAUUAUUUGCACUAUAAUACUGGCAUAAAACUAAAAAUAAGGUCACAAAUAAUAGUUGCCUUUUAAAAAGAAAAACUAUUCGAUCAUUCCAUAUUCAAACAGGGGUUUUUCCUUUGCUCUGAUUGGUUCAGAAACAAAACACGUCUAUGCAUGCAUGCAAAUCUAUCUAAUUGCAUAAAUGCAGAUUUAUUCGGUUUCUUGUGUCGUGCACGACUGUACUAAAGUUGCGUCCUGUCUUAUAGCGGAUUUGUUAAGAAAUGCCCGGGAAAAAUGACGAAAUUUUAUGUGACAGUAAAGACGAUAUUGCUUUAACAAAAUAUUUUAAUGUUUUCAUACUAAACUCACUAAACCGUCUUUAACGAACAUGUAACUUUUAUUGGUAAAACUGUUCAGAAAAAGUACGUAUUUAUUUAAUAAUGGGUUGCACCAUAGCCAAUGGUAAACACUAUGGCACCUUAGUACUUGUAAUAGGCAUCUAUUUGUUUUGCAAGCAAAAUGUAGUGCAGUCUAAUGUAUCGCUAUACAAAAUAUUUAAA